Messenger RNA from Triticum turgidum subsp. durum (durum wheat), 198 nucleotides. NCBI's taxonomy places the organism in Eukaryota, Viridiplantae, Streptophyta, Magnoliopsida, Poales, Poaceae. The record is from the annotation of a GenBank genome assembly.
AUGGGGUCAGCAUUCAUUGCAUCUGGGAUUGUAUUGUUUGUGGGUUUCUCCUAUGCCGUCGUUGUGUCCAAGCUGCUUCCACCAUAUGAGAACCAACUUAUGUCCGCUAUCCAAAAUGAUAGGUAUUACUGCCUACUUGUGCCCUUGACACGUCCUAUGAUAAUUGUGGCUGUCUAUCUGCAUUGGCUAAGUAUAUAA